Molecule: messenger RNA, 1522 nt
Organism: Asterias rubens (European starfish)
Lineage: Eukaryota; Metazoa; Echinodermata; Asteroidea; Forcipulatida; Asteriidae
Product: acid-sensing ion channel 1-like
Exons: 2
Coding region: 1-1509 (502 amino acids)
Biological process (GO): sodium ion transmembrane transport
Cellular component (GO): membrane
Molecular function (GO): ligand-gated sodium channel activity
Source: RefSeq, a predicted model, not a curated record
AUGGCAGACAACAACGAGAAUAUCAGCCCGGAAAAGGAAGAUCCAAAACAAGCAAGUUUGGAGUUUGAGUUUGCCACAACUACGACCCUCCAUGCCAUAGGUCAUGUAGCCGAGAGCCGUGGGAUAUGGGGUAAAGCCCCUUGGGUGAUCGUGUUGCUGGUGGCGAGUGGGUUUUACGCGGCCGUUACGUUCGAUCGCAUCAGUGCGUACUUGAGAUACGAAGCAAGCACCAAUGUCAUGGUUGAUUUCAUGCCGAAACUCGACUUUCCCGCCGUUACGGUUUGUAACUACAACCGGUUCAUGAGUUCUGAAAUUCAGGAAAAGGACAAAAAGCACGUAAAACAACUCAUACAAGUUUAUGAACGAACUUACGCAGAGUUUGACUUUGGAGACUACUUGUUCGGUAACUUGGACGAUUUUUAUUCAGAUGAUUCGUUUGACUUCGAAGACUUUGCCUUAAAAACUGGUUAUUCCUUGAAAAAGUCAAUGCACACGUGCAAAUGGAAAGGAGCGAAGUGUGGUGUGAAAAACUUCAAAAACUUCUACUCUCCGCACUACGGACUGUGUUACACAUUUACCUCCCGCGGCAACCAAACCCUACCGGGGAUCGGGAACGGGCUUCAGCUGGUUCUAGACAUCGAGGAGAACGAAUACACCGAGACUGAGCAAGGCAACACCGAAGCAGGAAUCAAAUUUGCAAUUCAUCCUCACAACGAAAUUCCUGCUAUGGACACUAUAGGACUGUCUGCUGCCCCGGGGUUCCAUACCUUUGUGUCCAUACGCCAGACACAUCAUAAGAACCUCCACAAACCGUGGGGAGUUUGCGGUAUCAACGAAGAUUACCAAGAACCUACAAAUUAUAGCAGAAACACAUGUCUGUCUGACUGCGAGCGUGAUGCCAUCAUCGACAAGUGCUCUUGUCAGCCUCUUGGGUACUUCAAAUUGGACAAAGUAUCUGUGUGCAAUAUCACCCAGCUAAAAUGCACCGAAAAGGCCUUGGUUGUUCAUCGUGGACGUGCGGCGGAAGGCACUUGUACCUGUCCCGUACCUUGUGACUACUUUAGCUACGAAUCCACGAUAUCUAUGGCUAGGUAUCCGAGCAAAAGUGUCCUUCAAAGUGCCAUGGACUCCUACGGAAGUCGAGAGAACGCAUCAUUGUACGAUGAAGAGUACGUCGCCAAAAGUCUUGUUUAUCUGGACGUGUACUACAACGAGUUGAGCACCACCACCUACGACCAAGUAGAGGACCUCCCCUUCACUGCGCUGCUGGGAGAGCUGGGCGGGCAGCUCGGGCUGUUUCUCGGCGCAAGUAUUAUCACCGCCGUGGAGUUUAUUGACUACUUGGUGAGACUGUUUUCCCUUGUUUUUUUAAGUGAAAACAGAAACCUUUGUUACAGAAAAAAACAUAUUUUGUUCAAUUGUAUUGGUUCUUACUUCAUGCUCCGCCAAAUUAGCUCAACAAAUUAUUUACAUAAGAUUUCUUAUUACAUCAAGAACAAAUUGUUAUAAAUCUGGGUUAUAU